Echinococcus granulosus is the source of this 1008-nucleotide messenger RNA. RefSeq lists its product as hypothetical. The transcript has 6 exons. Bases 1 to 1008 code for a protein of 335 amino acids. The record is from RefSeq and is a predicted model, not a curated record. Lineage: Eukaryota; Metazoa; Platyhelminthes; Cestoda; Cyclophyllidea; Taeniidae.
AUGUACAGAGUGCACUUCUCCCCGCGGAAGGAUGUCGACUAUCCCCUAAUGAAAUUCUUGGUCACAGAUCGCUUCUCACCUGCACGGUAUAUUAAAACAAAUAUCGACACAUCAGUAAAACCGAAAUUGCAACAUUUGAGCUCGAGAAUGCGGAUGGAUACCUCUUCAGUUACGGAUUCGACUGUGAAUGAUGACUUCUCUCUUUCUGUAACUACGACAGCACAACCGCCUGAUAUGCAUCAUUUGGUUGCGGCAGCCGUGUCUACUUCAGCUUCUUCAGAAUGCCACAUUUCAAAUUCCCUCUCACUUGACACUGCUCAGGUGAAUAUGCAUGUUUCAGUGCAUUCGGAGAAUAGGACGUCGUUUCGGCCCAUAAAGAAUUUCGGAAGUGGCGUUGGCGCCUCAAAUCUCAUUCUUGAUGGACCUUCUUUGAAUAAUGGCUGUUCAGAAAGCGAUAAUCAGAAGGAUUUGGAGGUCAGAUAUGAAGCUCGGCUAAGUAGUUUGGCAAAGAUUCCUGCCUCCAGACUGGGUAAGGGUAACGCAACCAUGCCUGACGGCAACGGUUCGCCCUCAGUUUUUCCACCUGCUUUUACGGUUGUACUUGGUGGUAUUCCUCCGAAUCUCGCUCAUCGACUUUUCACAUCAACGAACUCCUCGCGAAUUUUCUCACAGUCUGCUGCGUCUCUGCCAGUGACACCCUCGGCUGCCGCGAUUAUCGCUGCCCCACCUAAUCCCGAUUGCACAGGUUCCCUUUUCUUUACUUCAAGCGACUUGGCUGAUGAGAACAAUGCCCAUUCUGUGGGGAAUACUCGCCCAAGUGUGGUUCGAGCUGUAACACCAAAUCCGCAUUUGGUGACUGUGGUUGCAGGUGAAACUGGAUUGUCCGAGGUUGAUGAGUCUUCCGCGGCUGUUGCUGAACUGACGUCUGAGGAAGCCACUGUGAGCGUGGGACAAAGUGAACCUUUCGAGGAAGACAUAGACGAAUCUAUCCAAAUCUCCACAUCCUAA